Messenger RNA from Amoebophrya sp. A25, 2143 nucleotides. The record is from the annotation of a GenBank genome assembly. Lineage: Eukaryota; Dinophyceae; Syndiniales; Amoebophryaceae.
AUCGAUUUCGGCAGGGGGUGUCUUAGUUGCAAACUUGAGUCAAUACGCUUUUCUGUUGGAUCAUUGAUCUCCUCAUUUAAUUCUAGCCGUGACGAGUGAGAAUCAAAAAGAUGACUCAAGAUCAUUCAGCUUUAUCCGCAACAGCUGCACCUGUACAGCUAACAAAAGCUGGAAGUUGUGGACCUCUCGUUAAACUUUCCCUCACUGCAGAUGGCCGUGACGAGUUGUGGGAUUUACUGCCACAGCUGUUGGAGGAGAAGGAGAGCGUGAAUGUGUGGAAAAUUCUGCGAAAUUUACUCGCAGAUGUAGACGAGAGCGAGUUGGAGCGACCAAGGAGAAUAUGGCUGUAUUGUAAGGAGAUCGUGGAAGCGAACGCGAACACUGCUUCGGGCUCAUCGAGUAGAAGUCUUUUGACACGGAGGACUAGAGACGCAGACAUCUCCCAGCCAGACAAGGACAAGCAAGACGAGCUUUUCGCCGCCCGUCGAGUCUUGUUGACUUUCGCUACAAAUCUUUUCGUCAAAGCACCGCGAUUGAGGGGUGAGAUCAAGAGUGUUUAUUUCGGCACUGAGGGUGGUAAAGAUCAACAUCAACAUCAAGAUGAGGAGCAUAAGCCCUCUGAUACUUCCCUCUUCCGCCAAUCCCUUUUAUCCUGCGGAGUCUCACAUCCUAACGCCUUCUUCGCUUGGGCUAGCCUCAUCGGGGAAGAGGACCCUGUGUUGUUGUUUCGAGAUGUCCUUCUGCGCCAAAGGAUCGAUAUCGGCAUUGGUUUUGGGGACGAUUGUGAGUAUGUCGCAGACUACUUUGCCGAGAACCCUGAGGUUCUGUUAAAGAUGCUGACGAUUAUCGGGGGAGUCGGAAUCGGAGAGGGGGACGAAUACGAGGUAGUUGUUCCUGCCAAAGUUGCAUCGGAAAGCGAUGAAAGUGAUGCGGAGGAUUUGAUAAGACAUGUGGUGCUGUUGACAUUGCGAAGCAGUGAGGUGACACAGGAGGAUCAACGAGUAUUCACAUUUGGGGAUGCCAUAUUAGAGACAAAGCGUUUCUUGUGGCAGAUUCUGGUCAUUGAUCCUCAGCCCUUUAUUGGAUUGCUCAAAUCGCAAUUCUUUCGAGUCCUGUAUGGAGAGUAUUUUCCUGACGUGGUGUUUGCCUCAUCCGUGAAGAGGACUGGCGUGAAAAAUGAGGGAACAAUUGUAGCGUCUUCGAUUCCAACUAAUCAUGUCCAUUUCGAAGCCCUAGACUUUCUGUGCGCAGUCCUCGCCUACCAAGUCACCAGCAUAGCUAAGCCUGUGCGGGAGAGGCUAUUCGCAGCUGUGUUAAAGGUUCUACGAGAACUGUUGGAGAUUCGCGAUCGCGAUUUGCAUGAAACGUUGGAACAAGGACAGGUGCAAAGCAACAUUACUCAAGAACAAGGAUCAGAAAGUCAACGACAAGCACUGGAGCACGUAGAAGUAGAAGACGAGGAUCAUCCCGCUAUAAUGAGCAAAGAGGAAGUCGCCGCUUCUCUUAACGACGUAGUCCGAAAAAAGGACCGAAAGUACUAUCCAGAGUUCGUGAAGCGGGCACAAGAAUUAAGAUUGCCAGUCUUGAUUCGUCUUGCUGGGUUGUUACUCUUGGAACCUGCUGAUGCGCAGGAUGCGGAGGAGGAGACCCAUAGUCGCUGUUCAUCCAAUUAUCCCGAUGGAGUUGAUCCCCAGACUCGGAUUCACAACAUCCAAGAAGUCGUCGACACCGCAACUUGUGCUGAGAUUUGUGCGCCAAGACCACGUGUGAGUGAUGACGAAGCUGUUCUGAAAGGGAGAUCAGAUGUCAGUGAUGCGGAUUUGACUUUAUUGUUGAAUUUCUGUUACAGUGACCACAACUUGCCAACCCUGAAAGAAACUGCGGUUUUUGCGGUACGAAAUGCGGCUCAUGGCAACCCUGGGAAUCAAGAACGGAUCCGGAAACUGUUGGCGACCACGUCUGAUUCGGGAAACGCGGGAGAGAUUUAUUCUUCGGGACCACAGUGAAGUUGAGGCACGAUGAAAAUAAAGUACGAAUUCCCCAAAUGUUACACUGCAGCCCAGUGCUCCACAGCAACAUUGUAGUGACCCCAUUUUCAUAUCCACUAUAAUUGAGUGUCGUGAAACAACAAUCUCGUCCAUUC